Molecule: messenger RNA, 3374 nt
Organism: Gadus chalcogrammus (walleye pollock)
Lineage: Eukaryota; Metazoa; Chordata; Actinopteri; Gadiformes; Gadidae
Gene: nr1d4a
Product: nuclear receptor subfamily 1, group D, member 4a
Exons: 8
Coding region: 513-2210 (565 amino acids)
Biological process (GO): negative regulation of transcription by RNA polymerase II; hormone-mediated signaling pathway; positive regulation of transcription by RNA polymerase II
Molecular function (GO): RNA polymerase II cis-regulatory region sequence-specific DNA binding; zinc ion binding; nuclear receptor activity
Source: RefSeq, a predicted model, not a curated record
AGAGUGAGCCUAAUCUACCCAACAAACGGACACAACUGAAACUGAUCGGGAGACAGGCGGUCACAUUUCUUUACUCACCUGCGAUCCUAAUUGAUGUGUGUUACAGUGUCACCGAGUCGGUGUCAGGCUUCUCACAAUCAUUAACGGACCUUCCAACACUUUUUUCUUGGAAUUCAUGAGACUCUGAAUCUGUACUCUGGCUCGUCAAACACCACACCGUUCUGCUCGGACUGCACAAGUCAAGCGGUAUCUUUAUGGAGAACAAGCACUCAGCACAUCUUCAUGCGGACCUGAAUACACCCAAGACAACACUUUGCAUGCAGCUCUCCUCAAGGAACCUUGCUUUAACUGGACAUUUAUUUUCCACUAUCAUUAAGAUUCGUGCGUUCUAUGGAGCAGGUGUUAUCGGAACAGGUGUGCCUUCCUCUCCUCACCUGGGUUAACACGACUUUGGCUGCACUCUAUCACCAUUGAUCAACUUUUAUCUUCACCUGAAGUCCUCAACAGAAGAGAUGGAUCACAGCCCUGGUAGUGCGGGUGGAGGAGUGAUCCUGUAUGCAGGCUCCUCAGACAGCUCGAGCCCCAGCCCUGGCAGCCCGUCCAGCGGGUACCAGACCCAGUCGCCCUCCUGCCAGUCCCAGCCCUCGUCUCCCGAGGUCGCCUUCACAGAGAUCGGGGCGUUGAAGCAAAGAUCGUCGGGAUGCACCCCCUCCUUAUCGUCGCCCAAGCUGGUGUUCCAGUUCCCCGAGGUGUACGGGGGGCCCGCCACCCCUCAGCACGCCUUCAUACAACCCGUCACCGGCAAGAGGCCCAGCAGCUUCUCCGGAACGUUUACCAAGACUGGAGGGAUGGUCUUGCUGUGCAAAGUGUGUGGGGAUAUCGCUUCUGGUUUCCAUUAUGGCGUGCACGCCUGUGAAGGCUGCAAGGGCUUCUUCCGUCGCAGCAUCCAGCAGAACAUCAACUACAAGAUGUGCGUGAAGAACGAAAACUGUCUCAUCAUGCGCAUGAACCGCAACCGCUGCCAGCACUGCCGCUUUAAGAAGUGCCUCUCCGUCGGCAUGUCUCGAGACGCUGUCCGUUUCGGCCGUAUCCCCAAGAGAGAGAAGCAGCGUCUCCUAGAUGAGAUGCAGAGCUACAUGAACAGCCUGAAUGAGUCCGCCACCAUGGACAUGGACCCUCCCCCAGCGGGGGACAAGACCCCCAGCCCCAGAGACUGCAGCUCUAAAGAGGCCAUCGGGGCAAUCUCCAGAGCGUACCGGGACAUCUUCACCACCACGGGCCAGGGGAGACCCGCCAAGAGGGCCAACAUGUCCACCAACAGCAACCUAUCCCCGGUUCCUCAGGAAGCUAAAUACCCCCGGGUCUCCUCCUCCCAUCCGAGCUGCACACUGGGUUACCAGUCUUUCCCCAUCGCUUGCCCCCCCACUAACGACAACAGCCAAUCAACAUUCUCCAUUGUGGACCACGAUCGAUAUAACUCAACAGUGUCACCCAACCUGCAUCAAUGUGAGUCCACCACCCAAAGCGACAACCCUGUCAAUCACAACCACCUCCCAGCAGCAGCCCCUACUCAACACUCCUGCCCGUGGAAGUUGGCGCAAGGAUCUAAAGUUCUUGCCUGUCCGCUGAAUGCGUACCCUGUAUCAGGGCCCGAGUGCACCAGCCAGCAGGUCUGGGAGACUUUCUCCCACGGUUUCACUCCUGCUGUCAAAGAAGUUGUAGAGUUUGCCAAGGGUAUCCCAGGGUUUCAAGAGCUCAGCCAACAAGACCAAGUCAUGCUGCUAAAAUCAGGCACCUUCCAGGUCCUCAUGGUGAGGUUCUGUACAUUGUUCAAUGCUGAGGAGCGCACCCUGACCUUCCUGAACGGCCAGACGUACCCGCUGGCCACCCUCCGCGCCCUGGGGAUGGGCUCACUGCUGGACGCCAUGUUUGAGUUCAGUGAGAAGCUGGGCUCUUUGGGGCUGGAGCCCGACGAGAUGGCUCUGUUCAUGGCCGUGGUCCUGGUGUCUGCAGACCGCUCGGGCAUCUCGGACCCGGGCGCGGUGGAGCAGCUCCAGGAGGGUCUGAUCCGUGCCCUGCGCUCCCUCAUCGCCCGCCGUCACCCAGGGGACGGCGGCCUCUUCCCCAAGCUGCUGCUGCGCCUGCCCGACCUGCGCACCCUCAACAACCUGCACUCAGACAAACUGCUGGCCUUCCACAUUGACCCCUGAGCGGCCCGCUUCCGCACAAUGCACCGUCACACACACACACACACACACACACACAUGGAUACAGGAGUCGCUCACUUACACACGUGGUAUAUAUACGCAUGACCGAUCGUCCUAGACUCUUCGUCCGUACCUCUGGAGCUCCUUGGAAGAAGAAGAGAUCGACGAAGAGGAGGAAAGCGAUGAAUCUAUGGAGGUUCCUCAGAAUAACGCACUGACGCACACUGCAAGGUCCCCUGGAGGAUAUUGUACCAUGCCGUGAAUCAAUGCAAUGGGAAAAUUCAUUUUAGACAGAUUUAUACCCCAAUUUCCAGUUAAAAACAGACACUUCACUUAAGUAAUUAAGUGACUCCUUAUUCCUAUGCAUCACCAGACCAUCGUUAAGCUGCCUGUUUAGGUCAUGAUUUAGAGGGACCAUUAAAAUACAUAUUUUCAUUUUUUGUGAUUAACGAUGGAAACCUGUAAAUAAUUAAUAGAUUUAGUUGAUAUAUUAAGGGCAUUGCCAUUAUUUCACUAAACAUAACAUACGUACUAGUAUUGGACAGAAUCACAUCACUUCACACCAAUAUACGAUAUGAUUCCUUUUAUAUUUGACAAAAGAACUUCCAUUUCAAAACUUACUUUAUGCUAUGCACUGUUAAGAACUUCACAUUUCAAUCAUGUUAACUCUUAUUUCACCAAGAGUUGUAUCAAUAUUAUUGUAUUGCAACUGAAAUCACAAGCUAUAUAAGAUGCUCAAUGCAUGAUGGAUUUUUAUGUAUUUCACGAGAUUUGUUCCUGUAAAUAUGUAACUCUAACGUCUUUAUAUACAUUGAAAAUAACUUGACAUGGCACUGCUGUACAUAAAGGAUUGUGUAUUGGAAAAUGUUGAGUAUGGGGCCUCAGUAAGCUCAGAGCGUCUUCAUGCUGUUAGCUUAUCAGCUAGCAUAAUACACAAGAUCACCAGCAUUCACUCUACAUGAAACCUUCCCUCUGCCCCCAAUGUUUGUCAUACAAACACAAAUAUAUUUUUGAGAGGUUAAGGGAGGAUGCAUAGUCUCUCACUGCUUGCACGUCAUGACUACAAUUGUUUGGACACAUGUUGUGCAUUUGUAAAUCUUCCUGCAUAGAAUUGAUAUAAAGAUGUUACUAUGUAUAUUUUGUCUUCCUUUUGUCUAUUCAAUCAAA